This is a messenger RNA of Colletotrichum spaethianum, 480 nucleotides long. Its product is annotated as cytochrome b2, mitochondrial. The record is from RefSeq and is a predicted model, not a curated record. NCBI's taxonomy places the organism in Eukaryota, Fungi, Ascomycota, Sordariomycetes, Glomerellales, Glomerellaceae. Gene Ontology annotation, molecular function: oxidoreductase activity. Bases 1 to 480 code for a protein of 159 amino acids. The transcript has a single exon.
AUGUUCACCCGAAACACCUGGGCCGACUUGGACACGUUCCGCGGCAUGACGGAGCUGCCCCUUAUACUAAAGGGCAUCCAGACGGCUGCCGAUGCAAAGGCUGCUAUUCAGCAUCAGGUCCUGGCCAUCAUCCUCUCCAACCACGGCGGACGCAACCUCGAUGGCUCGCCAUCGGCACUCGAGGUAGCUAUCGAGUUGUAUAAUGAGGACCCUAAACUUUUCCAACAGAUCGAGGUUUAUGCCGAUGGUGGCGUGCGUUACGGUAGUGAUGCCGUGCGGCUGCUGGUUUUGGGGGUCUGGGCUGUCGGCCUGGAACGGCCCUUUAUGUAUGCUAACGCCUUCGGCCAGGAGGGUGUUGAAAAGGUCAUCAGCAUCAUGAAUACUGAAAUUGCUGGGGAUGCUGUUGACCUUGGCGUGGCGGCUUUGAAGAACAUUAGUGCUGAUUUGGUGGACUGGGAGCCCAACCACUGGUUCCCGUGA